AUGGAGGACCGGAUAUACGAAGGACGAGUGGAGGAGGACGUGGAGAUCGGACAACACAACCUUACACAUCCGAAACAUUUGGCGCCCACCGUGGGGCCGUGUAGUUCUAUAAACCCAAUGGUGACCACGAGAAAUAUGAGCAUGGAUGACCCGGUUGAGCUGAUCAGAGUUCUACAGCAGAAGAUGGACGAGAUGCAACAACGUCAUGAGGACGAGUUAGCGGCAAUGAAGGCCGAUUGUGAGGCCCGGUUAGCUCGGGAGGUCGGAGGAAAGGACGGGGAGGACGAGCGAGCGAAAGAGAAGGGAAAGGCCGCGGCAGAGGAACGCACGGGACAAGACACCGGGCAUGACAAGACUUGGAGGCCAACAGAAUCCGAGGCCGAAGGGAGUAAAGCUAAUUCGGUACACGCAGAAAGCGCGACCGAAGAUAGGUGGAUGGUGGUGAAGCCAGAGCCUUCAUCCACAUUAUUACUCCCCUUCACCCAAAGUAUAAUGGACGUUCAAAUUUCAAAACAAUUCAUAGCGCCGCAAUUCAAAAUGUACGACGGGACUACGGAUCCCGAGGCCCACAUCAAAACGUUCUCGAACACCAUGGCAUUCAGAACGGGCAACGACGCCAUUUGGUGCCGGGCGUUUUCGCUAUCCUUGGAGGACGAGGCGCUGGAAUGGUUCAACUCUCUACCCCCCAAUUCUAUAGAGAAUUUCGUCGGCUUGAAACGACUUUUCAACCGACAAUUCGCGGCCAACAGUUCUCAAGACUUGAUCGUGUUCGAAUUGGUCACCCUCAAGCAAGGAAAGGAGGAAACGCUGCGAGCGUUCAUGGAGCAAUAUCAGAAGACCGUUCGGCGAGUGAAGGCCCUAAGCCCCGAGCUCGCCCUUCAUUACAUCCUCCCGGCUCUCAAGUCGGGCCCGUUUAAAGACAGCGUGUGCCGACGAGCUCCCAAGACGAUGGAAGAGUUGAGAGAACGUGCGGCAGACAAGAUAAGGGUAGAGGAGAUGAAACUAUCCUACAAGAAGGAAAGCCAGGAGUUGAAGGGGGAAAGGGCGGACGGUGGGAAGCCCAACGGUUCGGCUGGAAACACGGCCGGCCAAAAACAUAGGGAACCGAGACGGGGGCCUCGUUUUCAACAAUAUACUACCUGA
This is a messenger RNA of Vigna umbellata (rice bean), 1143 nucleotides long. The record is from RefSeq and is a predicted model, not a curated record. NCBI's taxonomy places the organism in Eukaryota, Viridiplantae, Streptophyta, Magnoliopsida, Fabales, Fabaceae.